This is a messenger RNA of Athalia rosae (coleseed sawfly), 725 nucleotides long. RefSeq names its product cytochrome c oxidase assembly protein COX16 homolog, mitochondrial (gene l(3)neo43). The coding region runs from base 139 to 432 and encodes 97 amino acids. NCBI's taxonomy places the organism in Eukaryota, Metazoa, Arthropoda, Insecta, Hymenoptera, Athaliidae. Gene Ontology annotation, biological process: mitochondrial respiratory chain complex IV assembly. Gene Ontology annotation, cellular component: mitochondrial inner membrane. The record is from RefSeq and is a predicted model, not a curated record. The transcript has 3 exons.
AGUUUCCUAUGUUUCGGUUUUAAAAUUCUUCUGCUAGUUCUGCAGUUGAAUGACACAAGUGUGUUGUAAAUGUAGCCGGUUUUAAUCUUUAUUAUCAAAUGCGUUUACGGCGAAAUUGAUGUAUCAAAUGAAAUAGAAAUGUUCAAAAGGCUUUCAGUAAAAUUUAUUAAAUUCGGGAAGACUCCGAGCGCACGAUACGGCAUUCCGUUUGUAUUGUUCGUCGUAGGUGGGUCUUUUGGGCUUCAGAAGUUCACCGAGAUAAAAUUCAAAUAUGCAAACACUGGAGUACUGAUACAUGAGGAGGCAAAAAAGGCUGGUAUCGAAAUGAAAAAACCUGAGGAAGUAACUCUAGAAGCAGUAUACGAUUCUGUCAAAGAUAUCGAUAUUGAAAAUUGGAAAAAUGUCAGAGGACCGAGGCCUUGGGAAGAAUGAUAACUAGGAAUGUGAGAAUAUAAUCAAUCUGAGAUGCCAAUAGUACAUUUGUCAUUUAUUCCAACAAUACUUGGUACAGUGCUGCUUCACAGAAUAGGUAUGUUGUGUCAAUUUAAAAAAAUAAAAUGAAAUGCAGAUAUUUAUCUAGGGUAGCUUAAUAGGCUACAAAAAUAUAGGAAUAUAUGUUUACGAUGCACACAUGUUAUAUAUGUAUAUACAUAUAACUGUUGUUGCGUUGAAUGUAUUAUGAAUUUUGCAUUUGAAUGUGAUCAAAUAUAGCCAAUACUAAAUUU